This is a messenger RNA of Lemur catta (Ring-tailed lemur), 1835 nucleotides long. RefSeq names its product elongation factor for RNA polymerase II 3 (gene ELL3). Gene Ontology annotation, biological process: snRNA transcription by RNA polymerase II; transcription elongation by RNA polymerase II; positive regulation of transcription elongation by RNA polymerase II. Gene Ontology annotation, molecular function: cis-regulatory region sequence-specific DNA binding. The transcript has 11 exons. Bases 170 to 1363 code for a protein of 397 amino acids. Gene Ontology annotation, cellular component: transcription elongation factor complex. The record is from RefSeq and is a predicted model, not a curated record. Lineage: Eukaryota; Metazoa; Chordata; Mammalia; Primates; Lemuridae.
GGGAAACCUCAGGGGUGGCGCGGGCUGGGGGUGGGGCGAGGGGCGGGUUCCUGGCGGAGGGCGGGUAGCCCCGGGCUCCCCGGUGUGCCAGCCGAGCCCUACACAGCGGAGGUGGCGGUGGUGGCCCUCGCCUGUGGCUCGCGUUCUGCGUGCGCUCGAACUUACCGCCAUGGAGGGAGUCCGGGAACCUCUGAGCGGGAAGCUCCGACUCUGCUUCUCUCCUGCUGCCGGGACCAGCGUCUUACUGCUCAGACUCAACGACGCGGCGCUGCGGGCUCUGCAAGAGUGUCCCCGGCAACAGGUACAGCCAGUGAUCGCUUUCCAAGGCCACCGAGGGUAUCUGAGGCUCCCAGGCCCUGGCUCGUCCUGCCUCUUCUCCUUCAUAGUGUCUCAGUGUGGCCAGGAAGGCGCUGGUGGUAGCUUGGAUCUUGUGUGCCAACGUUUAGGCAGAUCUGGGCCUAACCGCCUGCACUGCCUGGGCCCACUCAGGGAGCGCCUCACUGUUUGGGCAGCCAUGGAUUCCAUCCCAGCCCGAUCUUCAGCUCAGGGACACAACCUUACUGAAGAUGCCAGACAUCCUGAGAGUUGGCAGAACACAAGAGACUAUUCUGAAGGAGAUGCAAUAUCACAGUCACAGAUGUCAGUAGAAGAGGUGUCAGAUCCACUGGCAAUCAACCAAGGACAGUCACUCCCAGGAUCCUCAAGGGAGUACAUGGCACAGUGGGAAGUGAGGAACCAGGCCCAUCUUCCAAAUAGAGAGCCUGAUCAGGCACUGUCUUCCUCUACCAGCCGGAAAUGUCUAGACAAGAAACGUCCAGCUCCUGUAGCCACUAUAGAACUAGAGGAAAAGAGGUUCAGAGCUCUGCCUCUAGCUCCAAGUCCCCUACAAGGGCUACCCAAUCAGGAUUUACAAGAGGGAGAAGAUUGGGAGGAAGAAGAUAAGGAUAAAGACAUGGAUCCUGGCCUGGAGCACAGUACCUCAGUUCAAGCAGACUCUGAAUAUCCAAGCCCAGAAGAGGUACCAGAUUACCUCCUGCAAUACAGGGCCAUCCACAGUGCAGAACAACAACAUGCUUAUGAGCAGGACUUUGAGACAGAUUAUGCUGAAUACCGGAUCCUGCAUGCCCGUGUUGGGGCUGCAAGCCAAAGGUUCAUAGAGCUGGGAGCAGAGAUCAAGAGAGUUCAGCGAGGAACUCCAGAACAUAAGGUGCUGGAAGAUAAGAUAGUCCAGGAAUAUAAAAAGUUCAGGAAGCGGUACCCAGGUUACAGGGAAGAAAAACGUCGCUGUGAGUACCUGCAUCAGAAAUUGUCCCACAUUAAAGGUCUCAUCCUGGAAUUUGAGGAAAAGAACAGGGGCAGCUGAAGCUGUCAAGAGGGCUCUUGACCCUCUGCUCAGUGAUAUAGGAACAAAGUAGCUAUAAACUAGAGUGCAAUAUCUGCUUUCCCUAUGCUGACCAGUAGAGUCCAUGGUGGCAAGUAGAGAGCUGCUCUAGGUUCUUGAGGCUUGGUUUUCAUUGUUGCCAUAUUUUAAUUUUUAGGGUAUAGGCAGUGUGCCAGGACUCCACAGCUGUACCUAGCAGUCUAGGAACAGUAGCAGAGGCUUAGCUUCUUUACUUUUAGUUCAGCCAAGUAAUUUUCAAAUAGUAAGAACUGACAUCAUUUCUAGGACAAGAUAACUUCAGGACAUUAGACAAACUAAAAAGUUAAUGUAGCCUGGUUGGCUCCCUAAGGAAACAAUGAAAACUUGGUAACAGAGCUAAAGGAACUUAUAGCACACCUGGAUAUAAUGGGAAAGGGCUUGGGUGUUAACCAUGUACUAAAAUAAUUCUUUUAUA